UCUGUCCCUGUAAGUCCCCACUCCUCUGCAACAGUCUCAGAGCCCCUGAGAAGCAGGGCCUGAGUUGGCCCAACUUUCCAAGGCAACUACUUAGUGGUUAAUAAUUAAUUAGCAAGCGUGACUAAUUAAUGGCUUCCCCUCCCACAUUACUUCCUCCUUUGUCCAAAGCAGACACACUCAGUGUGCUAGCUGAGACCACCUUGCUUCCUAGCUCUGGCUGCAUCCUGCCCUUAGCUUCUGGGGAAGGUGGGAGGAUGGCUAGGGCGAGUGGGAAGGGGUGGGGGUGAGCUGCCUGCUCCUCUGUCCUGUUCUUAUCUCUACGAGGGAUAGAGUUUGGGACAGAUGGACAGUGCAGAGCUAAUAGUCAUCCUAAGUACCCUGCUGGGUGGGGUCCCAGAAUAUAUGGCCAGUCUUUCAGAACUUUGGCCUGUUUGCAAAGGCCUCCCAUAAACUUAAAAAAAAUAAUUCUCUCAUGCAUUCUCUAGACUUCCUUGAAUAAUUGAAAUUCCAAAGUGCAAGGUACAUGCUGCUUUUAGGGCUUUGUGUUUGAUUGUUGCUGCCUGUGGCUGCGGUGUUGUUUAUGUAGGUCUAUAAAAGUUCUUGAUCGUCCUGCUCUUAUCAUUUUGAUGGGUGGAGACGUAUCACAGGGACCUGGUUGACAGCAGUCCCCUCUCCCUGUUGGCCUCGCUUUGUUACCAGCUUUCUGGCUGAGUUUUCUGUCCUGUUGGCUGCCUGCGGAGGGGUGGAGCUCACCUCCCCCACCCUGCGGCCCCGCGCUCUGAGGAGGCAGGAUAGGCUCCAGACAGAAACUCGGAAGGACUUUUGGACUCUUGCUCAAUGGGCUGACUCAGUGAGGAGGUGGCUGGGCUCUCUUUCCAGACCGGACCGCCUGCACGGGCUCCGCCUACCCCUCCCACCCCUGCUGCAGCCAGCAGCUGUCAGGCCGUGGCCAGCUGGGACCCCAACCAGGGGUGUGGGUUGGUGAGGAGGGAGAGGGGGCGGACACAGGUGUUAUCUGAGUGACUGCUCCCUAGCUGAGCCGACACAAUGGGAUGGCACCUGUACCACCCAAGUGUUCUCCACCCCAAAGCAGGCAGAGGAGCAGCUGGGGAAACUCCAGGCUACCUACACAUCCUGGCCCAGGCUGGUCACGGUAUCCCCCCUCCCUGCUCUGUGCCUUCUCCUUCCAGAAAUCCACCAUGGAGAGUAAGGAUGAGGUCAGUGACACCGACAGCGGCAUCAUCCUGCAGUCUGGCCCUGACAGCCCAGUCUCCCCAAUGAAGGAGCUGGCCCACGCAGUGCACAAGCAGCAGAGGGCCCUGGAGGCGAGGCUGGAGGCCUGCCUGGAGGAGCUGAGGAGACUCUGCCUGCGGGAGGCGGAGUUGACGGGCACCUUGCCAGUGGAGUAUCCCCUCAAACCAGGGGAAAAGGCCCCCAAGGUUCGCCGCAGGAUCGGAGCAGCUUACAAACUGGAUGACUGGGCCUUGCACAGAGAGGACCCCCUAAGCAGCCUGGAGCGCCAGCUGGCCCUGCAGCUGCAGAUCACAGAGGCAGCCCGUCGGCUGUGCCUGGAGGAGAAUCUCAGCAGGCAGGCUCGGCGGCAGCGGAAGCACUCCAUGCUGCAGGAGGAGAAGAAGUUGCAGGAGCUCCAGCGCUGCCUGGUCGAGCGGAGGCGCAACAGUGAACCACCUCCGGCUGCUGCCCUCCCCCUGGGCCGAGAGCUCAGUGCCUCUGAUGACAGCUCCCUGUCAGAUGGGCUCCUCCUGGAGGAAGAGGAAUCCCAAGUGCCAAAACCUCCUCCAGAGUCCCCAGCCCCACCUUCUCGGCCUCUCCCACCCCAAACCCUUGAGGGUCUGCAGCCAACAGAACCUGAGCCUGGGGGCCCGGAACGGGCUCCAGUCCAGAACAGCCCCUGGAAGGAGACCAGCCUGGACCACCCCUAUGAGAAGCCCAGGAAAUCUUCUGAGCCCUGGAGCGAAUCCAGCAGCCCAGCCACCACGCCACAGGAUGGGCCCAGUGCCUCUAGCCUGUGGCUUCUGGAGCCUGCCUCCUACCACAUGGUUCCCAUCCGUGGUGUUCCUGGCCAGUGGCAGGGCCGCACCAGUGCCCCAGCCACCCCCGAGAUGCAGGGGAGGAGGGGCCAGUCGCAGUCUCUGAGGGUGGAUUCCUUCCGGGCGGGUCCUGAGGGCCGAGGUCGCAGCGCCUUUCCCCGCCGCCGCCCCACUCACUACACGGUGACAGUGCCAGAGUCCUGCUUUCCCGCGACCAAGCCCCCGCUGCCCCACGCCUCCUGCCACUCCUGCUCAGAAGACAGUGGCUCUGACAUCUCCAGCAUCUCCCACCCCACCUCACCCGGCAGCAGCAGCCCUGACAUCUCCUUUCUGCAGCCUCUCUCCCCUCCCAAGACCCAUCGUCACCGCGGGGCCUGGGGCCCAGCCGGCAGCAGAGAGCUGGUCGCCCACCACCCCAAGCUACUGCUGCCACCUGGCUAUUUCCCGGCGGGGCGGUACGUGGUGGUGGCUGAGAGCCCCCUGCCGCCUGGCGAGUGGGAGCUGUGCCGCCCAGCCCCGGGCCCCGCCUACGAGGAGGAGGGCACUCCCCUGCGCUACCAGCGGCUGGUGCCCUCCCGCAGCCGCAUUGUGCGGACGCCCUCCCUGAAGGACAGCCCGGCAGGCCGGGGGCUCAGUAAGGCCGCCGUGUCCGAGGAGCUCAAGUGGUGGCACGAGCGUGCACGCCUCCGGAGCACCCGCCCCCACUCACUGGACCGCCAAGGAGCUUUCCGGGUCAGGAGCCUGCCCCUCGGAAGAGAGGGCUUCGGGCGAGCCCUGGGACCCCGGGCACAGGUGCCCACAGUGUGUGUGCUGCGGAGAUCGCCUGACGGGGCCCCUGUGCAAGUCUUUGUACCUGAGAAAGGAGAGAUCAUCAGCCAGGUGUAACUCUGCGCCCCAUGCUGGAAAAGACUGUUUCAUAGAGGGGCUGGGCUGAGACCCCCCACCCCUGAGUGCCUCUUUCAGCUCCCCCAUCCCCAUCGCAGGCCGAUGACCUGGAGCUGAGACCUUUUAUGGUUUUUUUUACACGACUUUUUUCAGAAGCCCUGACCUAAGGAUUUAUAUAUGUGGAUUGUCCUCAAGACCCCUGUGAUAUGAUGAUGCUUUAUCCCCCAGAGUUUAGCCUACUGGACUUAAGGCCUUGCCUGUCUGACUGACAGCCUCUAUCUCCUUAUGCAAGACAAGUGGCAGGGGAUGAGUGAAGCAGAGUGGGCCACCUUGGGAGUUCUCCAAUGCUCUGUGCUCUGGUUCUAAGAACUUCCCUGGGGAACUGCCCCUGGCCCUCCUGUCCCACUAUUGCUGGAGGCUGGACAUGGUACAUACAUGGUACAUGAGAGUCAUGCACAUGGUUCUCCCCCAUUUCCCAGGUCUCUGAGUACCCCAGCCUGGGAUGGGGGAGAAUCCUUUCCCCUUUUCUAAUGUGCUCUGUGAUGCACACACCAAGUGGUAGGUCAAAGGUCAGUAUAUCCUGGUGGUGUAUUGUCUUGCUAGACUUUCCUAUUUUCCUGACCCCAUAAAUCCUCUUUAGGGACCCAGUCACUAUACCCUGUCUAUGCCCUGUGGGCUCCUAGACCUCUGAGCUUUGAGUCAGUGGCAUCAUGGUUUGUAGCCUCAGGGAGUCCGGCGGGGAACUGGUCCAUGCUGGUGCUUAGUGGUCACCUUUUGACAACCACCUCUGGGCAUCUCAAGGGCUUGCAGCCCCAUUGCUCCUUCUAACAUUUUGUUUGUUUGUUUUUGAGAUGAAGUCUCACUCUGUCACCCAGACUGAAAUGCAGUGGCAAGAUUUCGGCUCGCUACAACCCCCGUCUCCUGGGUUCAAGCGAGUCUCCUGCCUCAGCCUUCUGAGUAGCUGGGAUUACAGGCAAGCGCCACCAUGCCUGGCUAAUUUUUGUAUUUUUAGUAGAGAUGGGGUUUCAUCAUGUUGGUCAGGCUGGUCUCAAACUCCUGAUCUCAAGUGAUCUGCCCGCCUUGGCCUCUCAAAGUGCUGAGAUUACGGGCAUGAGCCACCGCACCCGGCCCUUCUAACAUUUUUUCAUCGUAGUCUCAAAAACCAAUACUUUACAAGUGGUUUUGGAAAGGCACCACUUUUGUGGCAUGUUCUGGUUGCGGGAGGGAGUCACAGUUCUUACUGCCCCCACCAGCUAUGCUUCUGCUCUGAGAAGGUGCUUAUUUAUACCAACAUGGACAUACUUACUCCCAAGGACUGAUGAGAUGCUGAAUUUUCUUUGAGGGCAUUCAUUAUUUGUCCCAGCUGCAGUGGCUGGGUGGAAGCUGCAUGUGCUAAGACCACCCAGCCAUCCCUGGGUUCUCAUCCUAGGGCCUUCUUUGCUUCCAGGUCAGGGGACCUGCUUCAAUGAGAAAGCAACUGAGUUGAGGCUAGGAGAGGUAGGGAGAGCUAAGUUCUGACUUUACCUGUGCAGAACUCUGCUCCUAUCUUACCUGGACUGGAACAGACUGUGAGUAUAGCGGAAGGUUCAACCUCUGGUGUCUGACCUAAAAGAGGCACAGUUCUUCCUACUGGAAAGAAAACGGUGUAGCUGAUCGCACAAGGGUGCCAAGGGAAGACCCAGGAUGGCCCAUCAAAGGAACCUGUGGGAGGACGCAAGAGGCUGAAGGGAUGCACCUGGCAUUUCUCUCACUGUGCUCUUACUGCAUCAGCAACCCUCACCUUUUGGGCCUACUCUGCCCCUCAUGUGUGAAUACCCUGCUUGGAUGCUGUACUUUUCUGGUUUGUCUCUAAGCCCCUUUCCCCAGGGCAUGUUGGUUUCCCUGGUCUCUCAGUGUCCUAACUGGAGCCCAGAGUGCCUUGGUCUGAACCAGGAGAUAGCUAAGCACUGGCCUUCCACACCUAAGCGUCCUUUACAUUAACUUAUUGGUCCUGUAUAACACCUGGUGCCAUUGCCAAGUGGCUGUGUCCUCAGCUACAGAGCUGGAAUUGUGUGGGGUUUAGUACUAAAUACUUCAAUAAAGUCUGUUUUUUGUGAUUGGCUGA
Messenger RNA from Cercocebus atys (sooty mangabey), 5040 nucleotides. RefSeq names its product chromosome unknown open reading frame, human C1orf106 (gene INAVA). The transcript has 10 exons. NCBI's taxonomy places the organism in Eukaryota, Metazoa, Chordata, Mammalia, Primates, Cercopithecidae. The record is from RefSeq and is a predicted model, not a curated record. Bases 1053 to 2936 code for a protein of 627 amino acids. Gene Ontology annotation, biological process: adherens junction maintenance; positive regulation of protein ubiquitination.